Ilex paraguariensis (yerba mate) is the source of this 1051-nucleotide messenger RNA. The record is from the annotation of a GenBank genome assembly. NCBI's taxonomy places the organism in Eukaryota, Viridiplantae, Streptophyta, Magnoliopsida, Aquifoliales, Aquifoliaceae.
AUGGGAUUCUUCACUGGCUUUGCUCCAACGGGUAAGUCUUCGAUAUUUUCUACUCAUGUUGCUGCAUCGAAUAAAUCAGAAUUCUCUCCACAACCUGUGGAAAUGCUGCACCAAACAACCACACAAAAUGAGAAUUUCAAUAGAAGUUUGUUGGAUCAAGAACAAUUGACAAUCCCAACAAGGCCUAAUGAUGAAGAACCUGCGAAAAUCUUGGAAGAAGAAAAGGAACAAUCCGAGUUGGUUCCAAGAAGACUUGUGAUUAUUGUCACUCCCACAAGCAUGAAAGAUCAGCUCCGAGGAGUGCUCCUAUGGAGGCUAGCAAACACAUUAAAACUGGUUCCUCCACCAUUGCUGUGGGUGGUGGUUGAACAACAAUCCGAUUCCUCUGAAGUAUCUGAAAUACUUAGAAAAACAGGUAUUAUGUAUAGACAUUUGGUCUUCAAGGAGAAUUUCACUGACAUACAGGUUGAAAUGGAUCAUCAAAGGAACGUCGCUCUUAAUCACAUUGAGCACCAUCGGCUAAGUGGUAUUGUUCAUUUUGCUGGACUCUCCAAUGUUUAUGAUCUCAGCUUCUUCGAUGAGAUCAGGGCGAUCGAGGUGUUUGGAACAUGGCCGAUGGCAUUUCUAUCUGCAAACAGUAGGACGGUGAAAAUCGAAGGGCCUGUAUGCGAUUCUUCAGAAGUUAUAGGGUGGCAUUUGAAAAAAUUGAACAAUCUAACAGAAACAGAUACAAGAUCUCCUGUUCAUAUUUCAAGUUUUGCAUUCAAUAGUUCUAUUCUCUGGGAUCCAGAAAGAUGGGGUCGUGCUUCAUCUGUCCAAGACUCCUCACAGAAUUCACUAAAAUUUGUCAAAAAAGAGGUUCUUGAUGAGGAGACUAAAUUGAAGGGAAUCCCAUCAGAGGGUUGCUCCAAAGUUAUGCUCUGGAAUCUCAAUAUUCCAUCAAGAACAACAGCAGAUAAUGAGCUUCAGGUAACUUUGCCAAACAGUAUUCAGAGAUAAUACAGUUGAAGUUAAGAAUGUGUACAAAGGGAUAAGGAGAUACAGAAAUGGG